GCUGCCGCUCUAUGGUGCAGCUGGGAGGUGUCAUGGCGGCCGUCGAGGUGGCAGCCCAACCUGGAGGCCCCACGGCUGACUGAAGAAAGGAGCCCGGGCUGGAGGGGAAGCGCGAGGUGCUUCAUGGCGGCCCCGGAGCUCUGAGGGAGGCCCAGCAGCUGGCUUCCCUUCUCUGGGUUGCUCCCCGAGGCAGGCGGGCGUGGGGAACCGGCGCUGAGGGGAACCGGCGGCGGCAGCUGCUCUUGGCGGCGGCGCCUUGUUUUCCCCCAUCGACAGCUGAGCGGCAGCGGUGAUGGCGUCGUGGCUGGGCGGCCUGGGAGCGGGACUGGGGCAGUCCCUGGUGGGCCAGGUGGGAGGCAGCCUGUCCACCCUGACCGGUCAGAUCUCCAGCUUCACCAAGGAUAUGCUGCUGGAAGGCGGCGCGGAGGAGAUGGGAGGUUCUGCAGAAGACUUUCCUGUAUCCAGCUCCAGUCUGCGGGAUGUAGAAAAUAUUCAUGGAACACUGAGAUCAGAGAAUGAGAGGCUGAAGAAGGCUUAUAAUGAUCUGGAAGAAAAGCAUGAAGCAGCAGAGCUUCAAAUAAAGCAACAGUCCAUAGAAUACCGGAAUCAGCUACAGCAGAAAGAGGUGGAGAUCAGCCAUCUUAAAGCCAGGCAGAAUACACUACAGGAGCAACUGCGGAAGGUGCAGUCAGCUGCUCAGUCAGCACAGUUAGGAGCUGCUGCCUCUCCAUCAACCACUCCAUCAGCUUCCUUUGUCCCUAUGGUUAGACAUAGUUCUUCUGGUUUUCAAGGAGAUGACAUGGACUUCGGAGAUGUAAUCUGGUCCCAACAAGAAAUAAACAGACUAUCAAAUGAAGUUUCUAGGCUUGAAUCGGAAGUGGACCAUUGGAAACAGAUUGCACAGUUUUCCAAACCAGAAGGAGCAAAUAAUACAGAUCAGAAUGAAAUUGGCAAGCUGCAAAAUAUUAUCAAGGAGCUAAAACAGAACUUGAGUCAAGAAAUAGAUGAGCAUCAACACGAGCUUUCAGUAUUACAGGAUGCACACCGUCAUAAAUUAGCAGAAAUAAGCCGACGUCAUCGAGAAGAACUGGGUGAAUACGAGGAACGAAUAGAAGAACUUGAGGAUCAAUUACAGAAAGUUGGUGCAGCUGCUGACCCUUCUUCUGACUGUGACCCACAGAACAUUGUGGCUGAAUCGACAGCAUCGCAGCUGAAGGACUUGCAGGAUAAAGUCAAAAGUUUAAGUCAACAACUGUCAGCAGCAGCGGAAGAGAAAAAUAGUCUCUUGAAAGAACUUGAAUUGGUGAAAAUGGAGAAGAGUCAACUAAUGCAGGAAUAUGAAAGACUCAAAUCUGAUUCCCAUAAAUUCCAGGCAUCUCUUCUCGAAGAACAGGCUGGUUUAAAAGCACAGGUGGAAGUCCCUAAGUCUGCAGUAGAAUCGCUGGAAGCAGAAGUGCUCCGACUACAGCAAGCACUUCUUGAUGCGGAAAAUGAAAUAACAAGACUAAAAAAAUCAGAUCAGGAAGGGCUUCAAACAAAACUGGAAAGCUUACAACCAACGUGUGAAAGUGAUGCAUAUGUAUCGAAUCAAGGACAGAACUUAGAGUUAAAUCAGUUAAGGCAAGACUUGGAAAGGAAAGAACAUGAAUUUAAUGAAAGUAUUGCUGAAAAGGAAACAUUAAUAGCAGAACUAGAAGAAUUGGACAAGCAGAACCAAGAAGCUACCCAGCAUAUGAUUAUUUUAAAAGAGCAGCUAGCCAAGCAGAAUGCAGAAACCGCUAAUACUGUCAACCAGCUAAAAAUGGACACAGAGUCUGAAAAAAGAAAAACAUCGAAGCUAGAAGCUGAGAAGCUGGAAAUGAGCAAGGAGCUAGAAGGCCAGAGAGAGAAAUUGGAUCAGUGUACAUUUGCACUUAAUGAUUUGCACAUGACUAAACAACACCUGGAAAACAAAAUAAAAGACCUAAAAGAACAGCUAAAAACAUCCCAGCACUGUAGCUCCAAAAAUAAGCAGGAAAUAGUGGAAUUAAAGAAAAAUCUAACACAAAGAGAAGAAGAAAUUUCUGUACUCCAAAAUAAGUUAAGCAAGAUAAGUCCAGAAUCUAACAGUGGAAGUCCAGAAUCUAACAGUGGUUUUCACGUCCAAUCAGCCAAAGAAAGGGAAGCGGAAAUUUCAAAGCUGAAUGAGCAAAUUUCAGAAAAUAAACUAAUAAAUACAGACUUGGAGAAAUGUAUUUCAAAGCUUCAGAUGGAAAAGGAAAAGCUUCAGGUGACUUGUGAAGAACUGAAACAGCAGUUACAGGAUGCUAGUAGUGAGAAGAGUAAGAUCGCUUUUGAAAAAGAUACCACGGUGGAAGCUUUGAAACUAGAAAAAGGGCGGCUAGAAAAUGAACUAAGACAAACUGAAAGCCAAUUGUUGGAACAGGCUCAUAAAUAUGAGCAAACCAUUGAGGAGCUGUCUAAUUCACGUAACAUGAAUACCACUGUGUUACAGUUUGAACACGAACGCUUAGUUAAACUCAACCAAGAGAGAGACUUUGAGAUAGCAGAACUCAAGAGAAGCAUUGAACAGAUGGAAGCUGACCAUGAGGAAACCAAAGAGAUGUUAACGACUAGCUUAGCCGGGCAAAAACAACUGACAGAGCUCAUAAAAGAGAAAGAAGUGUUUGUUGAAAAAUUUAAAACCAGGGCUUCUGAACUAGAGCAGCAGCAUGAAGAUUAUAUUAAGGACUCCAAAAGAUUUGACAUUUUAAAACAAAGUUUAGAAGAAAAGGAGAAAAGCCUUUCAACCAUGAAAGAAGAGAACAAUCAUUUGAAAGAAGAAAUUGAACGAGUGAAAGACCAGCAGAGUAGGUCGUCCUCUUCGGCUGAGCCCAAAACCCUAGAUAUUAUCACUGAACUUGAAGCAGAAGUAACACAAUUAACUGUGCAUAAAAAUAAUCUUGAAGACGAGGUAAAACUUAACAAAAUAACAGUUGAGGAUCAGAAUCAGAAAAUGGCCCAACUUCAGCAUUCCCUGCAGGAGUAUAAAAAGGAGACUGAGGAGUCCAAAUUUCAGUGUGAACAAAUGAGCAUCACACACAAACAGGUGUGCUUGGAAAAGGAUGAGGAAAUCAAAAGCUUGCAGCGGACAAUAGAACAAAUUAAAAACCAGUUGCAUCAUCAGAGAACAGUCAUUCAGCCAGAUCCUCCUGAUCUGUUUCAAGAAACCAAAGUGCAGACAUUUAAUGGUGAAAAUGGAAAUGAGAAGCAUGACUUAUCUAAAGCUGAAAUUGAAAGGCUGGUGAAAGGCAUCAAGGAGAGAGAAAUGGAGAUCAAACUUCUGAAUGAAAAGAAUGUCUUGCUAAGUAGACAAAUUGAUCAGCUAUCCAAAGAUGAAGUUGGCAAGCUCACGCAAAUCAUCCAAGAGAAAAACUUAGAGAUACAAGCUCUCCAUGCAAGGGUUUCAGCUCCAUCUUAUGGGCAGGAUAUUAUUUACCUUCAGCAGCAAUUACAGGCCUAUGCCAUGGAAAGGGAGCAAGUGCUGGCAGUUCUUAGUGAAAAGACUAGGGAAAACAGUCAGUUAAGAACAGAAUAUCACAAGAUGAUGGACAUUGUAGCAGCUAAGGAAGCAGCUCUGAAAAAGCUUCAGGAAGAAAAUCAAAAACUAGCCAAUGAAUUUGAAAACAGCAGCCAAGAUAUGUCCCGAGAAACUAUUAAGAACUUGUCCCGGAUAAUUCGAGAGAAAGAUAUUGAGAUUGAUGCUUUAAGUCAAAAAUGCCAAACUUUAUUGACCGUCCUCCAGACAUCCAGCAUGGAUGGAGGCAAUGAAUUAGGAGGGAUUAACAGCAAUCAGUUCGAGGAGCUUUUACAGGAACGUGAUAAUUUGAAACAGCAAGUGAAGAAAAUGGAAGAGUGGAAGAAACAAGUAAUGACCACUGUCCAAAAUAUGCAACAUGAGUCUGCUCAUCUCCAAGAAGAACUGCAAAGGCUUCAAACACAGAUCUCCAUGGAUAGUGAGAACAAUUCUCAGCUGCAGAUAGAGUAUAAUGGCUUGAUUCAAGGCUAUGAACAAAAUGAGAGAAAGCUGAAAACAUUUAGUCAAGAAUUAGCACAAGUUCAGCAUAGCAUAGGAGAGCUGAACAACACCAGGGAUUUUAUUCUGGGGAAACUUGAUAUGGUAACACCUCCUCUGCCAGUAAAGUCUACCACUGCUUCACAGUCAUCGGAGACUUCCAGCAGUGCUGCUUCUCAGAUGUUUACUAGUGACUCCAAACCACUAAAUGAGGAACUGGAGCGCAUGAGUAAAGCACUAGAAGAAAAAGAUUCAACUAUACGAAUUCUGCAGGAGAAUAAUCAGAGGCUGUCGGAUUCUAUGGCUGCAUCAUCGGAGAUGGAAAGAAAGGGUCAAGAGGGGUCUGAAUUUGAGAUAAAGCACUUGAAGGAGAGGUGUGAUGUCCUGCAGAAGUCACUUAGGGAAAAAGACCUGCUAAUAAAAUCAAAAAGUGAUCAGUUGCUUUCUCUCAGUGAAAACCUUAGUAAUAAGGAGAACGAAAAUGAACUGCUGAAGCAAGGUAUAACUAACCUAAAGGAGAGAACUCUGAUUUUAGAAAUGGACAUCCGUAAAUUGAAAGAAGAAAAUGAUAGAAUAGUGGCAAAAUGCAAGGAGAAAGAAACCGAGUUCAGAGCGCUACAGGAGACUAACCUGCAGUUCUCAAUGAUGUUGAAGGAGAAGGAAUUUGAGUCUAGUUCCAUGAAGGAGAAGGCUUUUACGUUUGAAAAACUGUUGAAAGAGAAAGAGCAGGGGAAAGCAGGAGAGCUGAACCAGCUGUUAAAUGAAGCAAAAUCGAUGCAGGAGAAGGCUGUUGCUUUUCAGCAAGAGAGAGAUAAAGUCAUGUUAGCACUGAAGCAGAAACAGAUGGAGACUAGUGCCCUACAGAAUGAGAUACAGCAUUUACGUGAUAAGGAGCAGCGUCUGAAUCAAGAAUUGGAGAGAUUGCGCAACCACCUUCUAGAAAGGGAAGACACUUCCACACGGGAAGCUUUAGCAGCUGAGGAUCGGGAAUCUAAGCUUAAAAAGAAAGUCCAGGUUUUGGAAGAAAAGCUGCAGUUUUCAUCAACUGCAGUGGAGAAUGCCAGCCACCAGGCUAGCAUGCAGGUGGAAUCCUUGCAAGAACAGCUGAACUUUGUUACCAGGCAGAGAGAUGAAACUGUCAUGCAGCUAACAAUUUCCCAGGACCAAGUGAAACAGUAUGCUGUGUCCCUGGCCAACCUGCAGAUGGUGCUAGAGCAGUUUCAGCAAGAAGAGAAAGCUAUGUAUUCAGCCGAGCUACAGAAACACCAAAGGCAGACUGAAGAAUGGAAGAAAAAAGUAGAGCAACUAGAAGAUAAAGUAGUUUCGUUGCAGGAAAACCUGGAGGAAGCAAACGCAGCACUAGAAUCUGCAUCAAGGCUAGCAGAGCAGCUGGAUCUUAAAGAGGAUCAAAUUGAGGACCUUAAAAAACAAGGUGAACUCAAACAAGAAAUGUUAGAAGAUGCACAGAAUAAGCUAAUGAACCUCAUAAACAGCACAGAAGGAAAAGUGGACAAAGUCUUGAUGAGGAAUCUCUUCGUUGGACAUUUCCACACCCCAAAGAAUAAACGUCAUGAAGUGCUAAGGCUGAUGGGAAGUAUCCUGGGAAUAAAAAAGGAAGAAUUAGAACAGUUGCUGUCAGAAGAUCAAAAAGGUGUUACUCGAUGGGUGACUGGGUGGUUUGGUGGAGGAGGUGCUGGAUCAAAGAGUGUCCCCAACACACCUCUGAGACCAACCCAUCACUCAAUUUUCAACAGUUCUUUCUCAGAGCUAUUUGUGAAGUUCCUUGAAACUGAAUCCCGUCCAACUCUUCCCCCACCAAAACUCUCUGUUCAUGACAUGAAACCUUUAGCAUCAACAGGAAUCAGCAAAGCCACUGUUAGUCCUUCUAGCAACAUUGCAGAUCCAACAGGCUCAGGAACCACCAGAAGACCAGAUGCAAAUCCAUUCCUUGCACCCCGGUCAGCAGCAGUCCCUCUCAUCACCCCAACGAAUCUUGGAACUGGCGGAUCAGGGCACCUGCUUAUGAAACCCAUUUCUGAUGCUUUGCCUACUUUCACACCUUUGCCAGUAGCGCCUGAUGCUAGUGCUGGGGCAGUACUAAAAGACCUGCUAAAGCAAUAGAGAAUUCUGGGUCCAAGGAUGGCAGUGAUAGAAGCACUUUAAGGAGAAAGGGGGGGAAAACCCUGAGUUUAUAUAAUAUACCGCAAAGAGGCCUUUUGUAAAAAGUUGUUUGUUUGUUCAUUUUCAAUUGCUUGUAAGUUGCUUUGUGUGUCUUUCUCCUUGCCCCUUAAAAAGUGAAGUUUGGAACUAAUCCAGCAAUAUUUGGAUGUUGUAACCAUCACAAGAAAAAUAGCCCUUCCUAUAUUAGUUUGCCGAGUUAACUUUCAAAUUGGAAAAGCUCAUCUACAUGUGAAAUAACAGGUUAGCAUUGGAGAACUUAACAAAUCAGUUCAAGGCUUUCCAACCAUGUAUGCCGUUUCUUUCUUUGACAAAUGAGGUGUUACAUAGAGUGCCUUUAUAUAAAAAGGACACAACUUCUCUAGAAAGGGCUGCAAGCACAUUAGGAAUCCAGCUCAGUGUCCGGAUGCAGACAGCAUCCAGGCUGCAUCUGGUCCAUUUAAGUAUCACUUCACUGAUUCCAGCCAACGCCUUCUGGAGCCUGGAAUGAUGGGGAAACAAAUGCAAUCUGCUGUUUGUUUUGAGGGAGCCUGGGGCCAUAUGUUCCCAGUCCUUGAACUGAUGUUCAGAUACUGAGCCCAGUCGUGGCAUUUCAGUCUGGAAAAGCCUUCCCUUCAUAAAGCGGGAGGAAACUUGCUUUGAAUUAUCCAGUGUUGUAUUGAUCUAGAAUGUGUCCAUGUGGUCAAGUAUCCUCUCUUGAGCCAGAAUGGGUUGUACUGCAACACGAUCCUCUGAAAGGAUAAAGUACAAGUAGGAGGUUUCCCAAAUAAAUGGCAUCAGCUGACCCAGUCAAUUUUUUAGGAAUGCUGGAGAUAGCAGGAUCAUAAUUGUGUUGACCAAAAAUUCAGCAUAAUCCAAAGCCAAUUUAUUUGAAUAUGGAGGAUGGGCUGGUAUCUGUGAAAGAAGUUGCUUCUGUUAAAGUUCUCUGAGACUUCAUAGUUGCGGGUUUUUGUUUUGUGUGCAAGAACAUUCACACCCCAUAAAUGUUAUUAAUGGGUAACACCUCAGUUGGAGUUUCUUAACUCCUAGGAACAAUGAAAACUCAAAACUAACCAGCAAUAAGGAGUUUGUGGACAUUUUCCCUUUAUUUUUUGUUGCAUAUCAACAUUUAGUGACUGACCACUAAUAAGCAACCUGAUAUUCCCUAUGUAUAUUCAUGGUGUGUGUGGUUGAAAUAUGCAAUACUUUAAUGGUUCAAAAUGUAUAUUUAAGAAAUGCUUGCUUAUACUUACAGAAUUGAUUGAAGAUUCCAAGUAUGAACGUAUGUAUAAAGCUUAAAAGGAAGAUGCUUAUUCCAAAUAUCUGUAAAUAGGUCUACGUAAGAACUAGUAGAAUUCUGUAAAUUUUGCUGCACAGUCUUGCACAGUUUAUACUGAGUGUGUCAGUGUAUUGACACAUGUAAUGAAAGGGGUUCCUGCCACCUUGGAAAAAUAAGUUGAGACACAACAUCUGUUUGAAGUGUCAUUUUUUUUCUAUAAAACUUGAGUUUUCUGCCAUUGUUAAUAAUAUAAUUGGUAUUGAAAGGUAUUUUGUGUAAGUUCUAUAUUAGAACUCACAGCCUUUUCUCCUGUGUAUCUUAGUUUUUGCCCUGCAGUUUGAAUUGUAAGUAUAGACUGAAUCACGGAUAUGUAGUUGCCUGGAAGCUGCCAAAUCAAUGAAUCACAAAGCCUUUUGUUUAUAUUUAUUGAUAGCAUUCUAAAUCCAUAUAGGUGAAUCUCUGGCAAGGUUUCAUGAGUUUAUAUUCAUAAUGAAGUGUUACAUUUUGACAUUUCAUAUCCCCAACAUUCUUCAUUGACUCUGUUUUUGUAGAUUGGGGUUUUUGCAAAUAAGACAAACAUAGGUUAGAGAUCGGAAGUGUAUGAACUUUUAAUCUAUAAACCUCCAAAUGGUUUCUUCACACAUCUUAAUGUUGAGUUUAUAGGCCACUUGAAACAUUACUUUCCUUGAAAAACCAGCUUUAUAGAAUGGCUAUAAUUUUUUCAAUGGACUAUAAAGAAAACUUAAAAUAUG
Podarcis muralis (Common wall lizard) is the source of this 8242-nucleotide messenger RNA. RefSeq names its product thyroid hormone receptor interactor 11 (gene TRIP11). Lineage: Eukaryota; Metazoa; Chordata; Lepidosauria; Squamata; Lacertidae. Gene Ontology annotation, cellular component: Golgi apparatus. The record is from RefSeq and is a predicted model, not a curated record. Gene Ontology annotation, molecular function: small GTPase binding. Gene Ontology annotation, biological process: Golgi organization; endoplasmic reticulum to Golgi vesicle-mediated transport.